Scomber scombrus (Atlantic mackerel) is the source of this 2948-nucleotide messenger RNA. RefSeq names its product cytochrome P450 26B1 (gene cyp26b1). The coding region runs from base 665 to 2203 and encodes 512 amino acids. NCBI's taxonomy places the organism in Eukaryota, Metazoa, Chordata, Actinopteri, Scombriformes, Scombridae. Gene Ontology annotation, molecular function: oxidoreductase activity, acting on paired donors, with incorporation or reduction of molecular oxygen; heme binding; monooxygenase activity. Gene Ontology annotation, biological process: sterol metabolic process. The record is from RefSeq and is a predicted model, not a curated record. The transcript is spliced from 7 exons.
UUUGACAUAAACGUGUCACCUUGAGAUUUUUUGGUUGACUUCAAGUUUCAGACUUUUUUCAAAACAAACUGAAUUUCAAGUCACUAAGCCUCAAACGAGACCAAAAAUGAGAUUUCAAACAGCAGGACAGUCCCCAGUGAUGUGUGAUUCUUGUCCCAAAUGCUUAAAUCAUUAAAGCAAAGUGGCUUUUAAUGCGUUUAUUUUUUUCCACUUUACAAGCUGAGGUGUGAUACGGAAGAUACGGGGAGCCCUGGCUGCGCUGCUCACCUGUAGCAUCUCCUCCGCUCAGCCGACACUUUGAAUUUGCACUUUUUAAAAAACAAACAACAAACAAACAACGCACAGACACGCCACUUUGUGACUAUUUCAAGAUAGAGAUCCCGUCCUAUAUCUGCAAGAAAAAUCGCACUCCACACAGUUCAUUCAUUCUGAAAACACAGCCGCCUCUUGUCACCUCCAGAGGGCUUUGGAGUGCGUAAAGGACUGCUGCGCUUUUACGCAAAAAAAGACUUUUAAAAAAUCCAACUGAUACAUCCACCUGAGGAUCCAAUCUACCCUUUUUUUUGGUCACAGACACAAAGUUUGACGACACUUCAGCGCAACUUUCAACCGGUUUUUGAAAGUCUUCCAGAGCUCCAGAGAGACCGCCGGACUCUCCAUCAUCAUGCUGUUCGACAGUUUCGACCUCGUCUCGGCGCUGGCCACUCUGGCCGCCUGCCUGGUGUCCAUGGCGCUUCUCCUCGCCGUCUCCCAGCAGCUGUGGCAGCUCAGAUGGACGGCGACGCGGGAUAAAAACUGCAAGCUGCCCAUGCCCAAAGGAUCCAUGGGCUUCCCUUUCAUCGGCGAGACCUGCCACUGGCUUCUGCAGGGUUCGGGCUUCCACGCGUCACGGAGGCAGAAGUACGGCAACGUGUUCAAGACCCACCUGCUGGGUCGCCCUCUAAUCCGGGUGACGGGCGCCGAGAACGUGCGUAAGGUGCUGAUGGGCGAGCACACGCUGGUGACGGUGGACUGGCCUCAGAGCACCGCCACGCUGCUGGGACCAAACUCACUGGCCAACAGCAUCGGAGACAUCCACCGCAAGAGGAGAAAGGUGUUUGCCAAAGUGUUCAGCCACGAGGCCUUGGAGUCCUACCUCCCCAAAAUCCAGCAGGUCAUUCAGGAGAGCCUUCGAGUGUGGAGCUCCAACCCCGAGCCCAUCAACGUCUACAGGGAGAGCCAGAGAUUGUCAUUCACCAUGGCGGUGAGGGUGCUGCUGGGCUUCAGGGUGUCAGAAGAGGAGAUGAGACAUCUCUUUUCAACCUUCCAGGACUUCGUGAACAACCUCUUCAGCCUGCCCAUAGACCUGCCAUUCAGCGGCUACAGGAAGGGUAUCCGUGCACGAGACAUACUGCAGAAAAGCAUAGAGAAAGCCAUCAGGGAAAAGCCGCUGUGUACCCACGGCAAGGAUUACAGUGACGCACUCGACGUCCUGAUGGAGAGCGCCAAAGAGAACGGCACUGAGCUCACCAUGCAAGAACUGAAGGAGUCGACCAUCGAGCUGAUCUUUGCCGCCUUCGCAACCACUGCCAGCGCCAGCACCUCCCUCAUCAUGCAGCUCCUCCGCCACCCUGCUGUCCUGGAGCGCCUCAGGGAGGAGCUGAGAGCCAGGGGCCUCCUCCACAAUGGCUGCCUCUGCCCUGAAGGAGAGCUGAGGCUGGACACCAUCGUCAGCCUCAAAUACCUGGACUGCGUCAUCAAGGAGGUGCUGAGACUCUAUACGCCCGUCUCAGGAGCCUACCGGACUGCCGUGCAGACGUUUGAACUUGAUGGAGUCCAAAUUCCAAAAGGCUGGAGUGUGAUGUACAGCAUUCGGGACACCCACGACACCUCGGCUGUCUUCAAGGAUGUAGAUGCCUUCGACCCUGACCGCUUCAGCCAAGAGCGGGGUGAAGACAAAGAGGGACGCUUCAACUACCUGCCCUUUGGCGGAGGGGUUCGGUCUUGCCUGGGGAAGCAGCUCGCCACACUCUUCCUCCGCAUCCUGGCUAUCGAGCUGGCAAGCACCAGCCGCUUCGAGCUGGCCACCCGGCAGUUCCCCCGUGUGGUCACAGUACCUGUGGUCCAUCCGGUUGACGGGCUGAAAGUCAAGUUCUACGGCCUGGACUCCAACCAGAACGAAAUCAUGGCCAAGACAGAAGAGCUGCUCGGAGCGACGGUUUGAAGGGCGCAAAGUUACCGAGUAGGGGGGGUGAGUGAUUGAAGAAGAUUGAAGGAAGGAAAGAAGGAAUUUCAGAGUUAUUUUUUCUUCUCCACCUUUGCUCUGCCGAGUUGAAGGCUCCUUUUCAGACUAAAAGAAAAGUAGAAGUCUUCGUCUCUUGUUACAACUGGUGAUGUUUGGGACUUUCCUCCAAGAAAGGAAGAAGCUGCCAAAAAAAAAGUUCUUAAUUAUGCUCUAUUCUCUGUAUUUUUUUAAAGAAAUAUACAAACAAAAUGUAUGUACAAAAAAAAAAAGCUAUGUAAUAUAAUUCGAAAGAGAAUGUGGGUAGUGCACAAUGGGAGAAAGAAAAGUAUGGUGGUACUUUUGGUGAAAUGAAGUGUCGAAAUUAGAAAAGUAACAGUAAAGACGGUUGUAGAGGGAAGGCGAGAUGGAUGAAACAGGGUAUAGGAUGAAAGAAUAUGAUAUUUUAGCAUUUUGCUUGUGCUUAAUCAAAAUCAGUGAACCAUUACAGUUGUCUACCAGGGUAAAAGAGAUGGAUAUAUAGUUGUAAGAAAGUUUUAGAUUAACUGGGCCUAGCUGGUUAAUCUAGCAUUCUUCACAGUGCCACCCAGAUGCAACUCAUGUUUUCUGCUUAUUUGAAAAAGAUUUGAUAGAAUGACAGAAAUCAGUGGUGGCUUUUUUUCAGGUGUUUUCCAUCAAUGGUCCAUCAAAAUUCAAAUUGUUUACUAGCUUACAGAUGUAGUCAAAA